This is a messenger RNA of Prorocentrum cordatum, 300 nucleotides long. The record is from the annotation of a GenBank genome assembly. Lineage: Eukaryota; Dinophyceae; Prorocentrales; Prorocentraceae.
CCGUUUCGGCUCCAUGUUUCGCCACUGCAAUUACGUUUCUCCAUUUCACUGGGCUUUCAGAUGAGAUCUCUACGAAGAGCUGAACAUGCGUUGGUGGCCGUCCGUGCCGUUCUGCUCACUGCUGCAGCCGUGCCCGCGGCGGCCCUGAAUUCGAGGACGGACCUGAGCACAAAGCACGCCCUGAGAUCCCAGACGGACCUGCUGUACAGCGCCGAGCUGGACAGCGGGUCCGACGGCAGCCUGGAGCGAAGCCGCGUGGACAUGGACUCCCGGGUGAGCUCGGGGCUGAGGGCUCGGUGA